Octopus bimaculoides (California two-spot octopus) is the source of this 4966-nucleotide messenger RNA. Its product is annotated as cholecystokinin receptor type A. The record is from RefSeq and is a predicted model, not a curated record. Gene Ontology annotation, biological process: neuropeptide signaling pathway. Gene Ontology annotation, cellular component: plasma membrane. Lineage: Eukaryota; Metazoa; Mollusca; Cephalopoda; Octopoda; Octopodidae. Gene Ontology annotation, molecular function: neuropeptide receptor activity.
AAUUUAUAAUAUAGUAUAACGCGCGUGGUGCCAGCCAUUGGCGGCUGUAAAUUGAUUUUAUUAAACAUUUAAAUAUAAUAUAAAAUCAAUCAUAUCAAAUGCUGUAGUUUUAAAAUCAGAAUUUUAUUUUUCAUCUACUGUUAACCUCAGAAAUAAAAUAAAAAUAAAAAUGAACUCUUGAAGACAGAGCGAAGAACAAACACCCACAAAACACAAAUAAUAAUAAUAAUAAUAAUAAUAAUAAUAAUAAUAAUAAUAAUAAUAAUAUUAAUAAUAAUAGAUAUACGUACAUAUAUACGAACGCACGCACGCGCGCACACACAUAUACAAACAAAAAGAGGAUAAUUUUCGUAUCCCAGGUCUUUAGCAAUGAAUCUCACCGAGCAUGGAAUAUUGGACGACAAUGAUGCUGAGUUUAUCGACAGGGACCUAGGCAGUAAUAUUGUCUAUAACAAAACUAGUAACUACACAGUGAAACGCAUGCAUCAUGCUAGUUUCCAAAAAGAAAUCCUUAUCCCUCCAUAUAUAGCUAUUUUUCUUCUAGCUGUUGUCGGGAAUUUACUUGUUAUAUUGACUCUUGUGCAAAACAAACGCAUGCGUACUGUCACCAAUGUUUUUCUAUUGAACUUGUCAAUCAGUGAUCUACUUUUGGCAGUCUUUUGUAUGCCAUUUACGCUGAUACCAGUAUUAUUGCGGAACUUUAUCUUUGGAGCUACAAUGUGUGUACUUAUACGCUACCUGCAAGGUGUUUCCGUAGCUGUCAGCUGUUUUACAUUGGUUGCAAUGUCUCUAGAACGAUACUUCGGUAUUUGUCAACCGCUACACUCUAGACGAUGGCAGACUCUAUCCAGAGCUUACAAAAUCAUCACUGGUUGUUGGUUUUUAGCUGCUAUGGUUGUCAUUCCGAUUGCCAUAGUCACGCGAAUGAAAUCGUUCGACAAAGGCAAGACACAUGUCUGCCGGGAGUUUUGGACUUCGAAGAUUGCAGAGAAAUGUUACACUAUUUUUUUAGACAUGGCUUUUCUGCUGAUUCCUGUUAUAAUCAUGUCAGGAUCAUACGGAUCCAUUAUGUGGACGCUGUGGAUGGGAAUAAAAAUGGAUAAAAAGAUGCAAGAUGGAGAAAACCAACGAAAUCAACCUGGUAACUCCAUGCGCAUGUGCGUGUUUGAAGGAAGCCCUUCAAGAAACUCUGAAAACCGGCCCAUCGUCACACCCAAGCGUCGACGCUAUGACCUCCAGUCGGGUGUACGUCAAUCGAACUUGGACAGGAACGUGGCGGCUAAAAAGAGAGUCAUUAAAAUGCUUGGUGUUGUAGUAUUGGAGUUUUUUGUCUGCUGGACUCCAUUGUUCUUUGCACAAACCUGGCUGGCUUUUGACGCCCGUACUGCCCAUUCGCACAUCUCACCCGUUGGUUUAGCUUUCAUACAUCUUCUGUCGUACGUGUCAUCCUGCUGUAACCCAAUCACUUACUGCUUUAUGAACCGGAAAUUCCGUGAGUCUUUCUUGGGAGCUUUCUGCUGCCGACGUAGACGAAGCCAGACACCUGACAUCGCUCAGUCAACAUCACAGAUAAGACAGGGAGAAAGUAUAGCCACUGUGAACGCCUCCCUCAACUCAAUCCGAAUCCAGUUUGAACCACCAUUGAAGCAUCUUCAGGAAAUGAAACCGAACUUUAGUAACAUAACAGAAUCAGAUGACACGUCCGACUCAUAGCUAUGUUAUGUUGUUUAUAUUGUUAUUGUUAUUGUUGUAGUUGUUGUUGCUAUCAACAUAAACAUUGUUGGCGUAAUUGUUGUUGCUGUCGUCUGCGAUGGUACACCUGGGCAGCGGAUUCUGAAGAUGUCUGAAGAUAAAAGAAAAAAGAAGUUUGAGCGAAAAACACAGAAAUAUUGACUAAGUCAGUGAAUGAAUUAUUAACGAGUAAGUGUGUGAGUAAAACCUGUGUGUGACAUUAUUGUUAUUGAUGAAUUAUAAAUGUUAUGUAAAUAUAUGUCAUGACGAAGGUGACAGAACUGCAAAUGAUAAUUUCUCAUACUCAAGUUUUUGUUUUGAUUUGUUUUGUUUUUGUUUUUUUAUCACUAAUUCGGAUGUUUUCAUAUUGUGGUGAGGCCAUCUAAGCAAACACCAAACAGACUUUGUAAACGGGAAGUACUCUAACCCUCGAUCGUUAAUUAUUCUUUAGGAAGCAUUAAAAUGCCCCAUUCACAGCAAAAUACAGCUGUCAACUCUAAGGAAUUUCAUCAUACAGUCAAUGAAAAAUUUCGAAGAUCAAACAAAUCCAGAAUGGAAAAAAAAAAAAGAGAACUCUCUCUUGCAAACGUUCUCCCUUUUACAUUCAAUGUUGUUUAGUGUCUUCCUUCUGCUUAUAAUAGCUUCAUUGCAACUGUCUCUCGUCUUCACGGUUCACUACAACAACAUUUAAUUGAAUCACAGAAAACGGUAUUCGUUACUUCCACUUACUGCCACCUUCAGUCUCUCUCUUUCUCUCUCUCUCUCUCUCUCUCUCUCUCUCUCUUCCCUCUUUCUUCUACCUUUCCCUUUUUAUAUGUGUAUUUAUGCAUAUGUAUGUAUUUGUGUAUAUGUGUGCGUGCGCGCGCGCAUGUGUGAGCAAGCCGCGUCUAACACUAUAAUAAUAACUGUAUAGGAAGCCCUAAAUCUAGACUAAUUAUACCCACAAAAAGCAAAUUAGGAGUAGUCGACAAUACAUUAUAUUCCGUAAAUGCAUUGAAAAUAAAACCAACUAUAAAUAUGUCAAGUUCGAUUUUGUUGAGUUCAGCACAUUUAUAUCUAGAAGUCUUUUUCAACAAGUUCUGAGACGAGUUCUUCGUUGAAUCUAUGGAUAACUCUGACAGUGCAGAGAUAACGGAUGACGGGAACUUAAUUUUAACUAGUGAUGAGAAAUGAAGUAAAAGACGUCAGUAUAGGAUUAUAUAUCGACGAAGGAUUCGCCGUGUCCCCCGACAUAAGUGACACUUUGAAUUUUUUUCGUUUUGUAUUCAAAUCCAAUCCAAAAUUUACAGUAUAUACUAAACAAAAAAGAGCUAAUUUCCUAAGCGUAAAUGUUACCCAUACCAUAAGCCGACUGAAGAAACUAUAUGUUAAUAAAGGUUUCAAUCACCCCACCACAAUUAUUAAGCAUAUCACUGACAAUACCAGCAGACGUAUGUACAAGCUAUCAUUAAAUGAAAAUGUCUUAUAAAAUUACCCUGUACUAUAAUAAAGCGUUAUGGAGAAGCAGUGUCAACGACCAGAUAGACAAUUUAGAACUAACUCUUGCAUGAUUAAUUAGGAGAUAUAAAACAAAUAAAUAAAAUGGUUAAUAUACCAUACUAUAUUAAGCGGCCUUCUAAAACUGAUAAGUAAGAUGUCUUGCUAUAGGCACCAUAAAAUGUUUAAUAAACUUUACAAAAGAAUGCUAUAGCUGUUUAAGUAAUACCGAGUCAUUUUAACCACAAUGAAGUAGCCAGAAAUGCUUCGAACUCAUAAUUGUAAUUGUUGAAAUGCAACUAAAUCUCUUUCUAGUGAUAACUAUCAGUUGAAGGAACUGAUGCACAGAGCUGAUGUAUUAACUACUAUGGCACAGAAAAAAGCAUAAAUCAGUAUCAAUGAAAGUUCACUCACGACCAGAUACACUCACAUUCCCAUACGUUCAGGUAGAAGAGCAAACAUUAUUCCACUCAGUUGUACAUUUAGCAGUUGAUUGAUCGGGGAAUAAGGGGAGCAUUGCUGAAAGCGUGAAAGCACAAAGCAGGCGCAACGACAACUGCAAUCUGUAUGUAACCGAGAUGCUUAAGAUUGCCAGCUAAUAUCUUAAAUAGGAGAGAAAAAAGUUUAUCUUCUUUGCAUGCAAUAAAAUUGAAAUUUUUAUCCUUGAAGCAUAUCUCUCUCUCAGACAUAUUCCAACAAAACCCCGCUAAAUUGCUGUAACCCAGGAAAUGCAACUGAUACACUUAAUAUCUAUAAUUAAGCACAUUCAGUAAAUUUCCUUCCAGCUUCUGUAUAAUUUCAUUCCUUCAAGUUCCUUCAAUCUUUUCACACUCUUACCCCAUGUUCCUUCGUUUGGGUACCAGUGGAUCGUUUACAUGCUUAUUUGACAAUGCAGAUACAGACAAAAGCCGAUGAACAGCAUUAUUUAGCAUGCCACUGAAUGAAGAUGUUAUUCACAAACAGAACAGUUUUCUUCCACUGCAAGAUUUGUUUAUGUAGUUGUAAUCUAUAUCUAUCCUGAAACUCAACUGCGACCCGACGGCUGUAUUGCUUGAGACUUACAAAUUUGUCAUUUAUUCAACAAACAGAAUAUCUGACCUCAGCAGUCUGGCCUGGUGCCUUUCCGCACAUGAACCGUAACAUGAAAUUCUAGAAUGACUCUAUAUACAUACAUGCACACACACAUUUAUCCAUACAUACACACACUCACACGGACAUACAUGCUCACAUACGCACAUUGUGUACGUGUGUAUUGUGUAUGUAAAGGUGCAUGGCUCAGUGACUAGAGCGUCGGGCUUCCAAUCGUGAGGUUGUGAGUUCGAUCCCCGGACCGGGCUGUGCGUCGUGUUCUUGAUCAAGAUGUUCCAGUUCACUCAGCUGUAGAGAUAAGCUGCGACAUCACUGGUACCAAGCUGUAUCAGUCUUUGCCUCUCCCUUGUAGAACAUCGGUAGUGUGGGGAUGGAUGGCAUGGGGGACUGUUGAUCUUCCACAAAAAUACCUUACUCGGACUUGUACCUCGGAGAGGAACUUUCAUGGUGCAAUCCUAUGGUCACUCGUGACCAAAGGUGGGGGGUCUUUACUUACAUGUAUACUCUUUACUCUCUUGUACUCUUUUACUUGUUUCAGUCAUUUGACUGCGGCCAUGCUGGAGCACCGCCUUUAGUCGAGAAAAUCGACCCCAGGACUUAUUCUUUGUAAGCCUAGUACUUAUUCUAUCGGUCUCUUUUUGCCGAACCACUAAGUUACGGGGACGUAAAC